AUGGCGGCUGACCUCCGGCAGACGCCGGCGUGGUUCCUCUGGUUGGCCGUCCUCGGCGCCCUCCACGUUGUGGCGUUCUCGUCCCGCCUCCUCGUCCACCUUGCGCACUGCCUGCGCCGACCCAAGGACCUCCGCCGGUCCUAUGGCGCGUGGGCAGUGGUCACCGGCCCGACGUCCGGCAUCGGGCGGUCCGUCGCCCUGGAACUCGCCCGCCGGGGCCUCAACCUCGUCCUCGUCGGCCUCGACGCCGCGGAUCUGCAGGAGGUCUCCGACACGAUCAAGUCCCGUCACCCCGUGGAGACCAGGGCCGUGGUGUUCGACCUCUCCCUCGUCUCCACUCCCCAAGGCGACGAGGCGCUGCGGCGGCUCCGGGACGUCGUGGAGGGGCUGGACGUGGGGCUCCUCGUCAACAACGCCGGGGUGAUGAGCCCUCGCGCGGCGUUCCUGCACGAGGCGGACGCGGAGGCACUGAUACGCAUGAUCCGCGUGAACCUGUGGGCGACGACGGAGGUGACGGCGGCGGUGAUCCCCGGCAUGGCGACGAGGGGCAGGGGCGCCGUGGUCAGCAUGGGGUCGGCGACGUCGGAGGCCGUCGCCUCCUUCCCGCUCCACGCCGUCUACUCCGGCACCAAGCGGUACGUCGCGUGGCUCUCCAGGGGCCUCGCCGCCGAGUACGGGGGCGGAGGGGUCGACGUGCAGUGCCAGGCGCCGAUGUUCGUGGCGACGGCGAUGAUUGACGGCUUCUCGGCGGUCUGGCGCCCCGCGCCGCUGGUGCCCACCGCCGACGCCUACGCGCGCGCGGCCGUGCGCUGGGUCGGGCGCGGCGGCCCGCUCUGCGUGCCCAGCCUCCGGCACCGGCUGCUGUGGCGCCUCCUCGCCGCCGUGCCCGGCUGCGUGCAGGACUGGGCCUGCCUGCGCGAGGGCCUGCGGCAGAGGAAGACGUCCCGGAGCCGGGGAUCGUCGACGGCGUCGGCGUGCCAUGCCAGCAACCGAGUAGGAAACUGUCUCACGAGUGAGUGAAGUGACGUGACUCCUGGCCCCCCACUCUCACUUGUCACUCACGAGGACUCGAUGGAGUGAUAGGAAUAGCGCAACCGUUUUCAUUUUGAUUAAGCCAUAAAAAUAUUCGGCUGAAGCAACCUUGUAUGCGGCUCUUAAUAAAAAGUUGCUAAAAUGACAUGUGUACCGUCGACUAAUGAAACUAAACGAGGCCUU
This is a messenger RNA of Triticum aestivum (bread wheat), 1215 nucleotides long. Its product is annotated as very-long-chain 3-oxoacyl-CoA reductase 1-like. Lineage: Eukaryota; Viridiplantae; Streptophyta; Magnoliopsida; Poales; Poaceae. The transcript is spliced from 2 exons. Gene Ontology annotation, cellular component: endoplasmic reticulum. The record is from RefSeq and is a predicted model, not a curated record. Gene Ontology annotation, molecular function: ketoreductase activity. The coding region runs from base 1 to 1020 and encodes 339 amino acids.